Molecule: messenger RNA, 1090 nt
Organism: Suricata suricatta (meerkat)
Lineage: Eukaryota; Metazoa; Chordata; Mammalia; Carnivora; Herpestidae
Gene: CLMB
Product: chromosome 16 C16orf74 homolog
Exons: 3
Coding region: 281-667 (128 amino acids)
Source: RefSeq, a predicted model, not a curated record
GGUGGGGGGAGUGGUCCCAGCGUCUGUGGCGGGGCGUGGCCGGCCCACCUGUGCCUCCUAGUAGCUGUCACAGGGCCAGAAAUUCAGCAACCGUAGAAGAAAGAGACAGACCCUCCCAGGAAAGCCCAGUGCGCCCGAACUGGCCCGGGACGGGACAGAAAGCCUGACUAGCCCCGUGUCGGUUACAGACCCCAAACUCCUAAUCAGAAAGCCUUUGCACAGAGGAGAUUCCAGGCUCAGAUGGUCCCAGUGGGGAACCCAGUCAAAUGCAUAAGGGAGAAUGGAAGCCCGUCUCCCGGAUGACCUUCCAGAAGGGGGUGUAGGGGAGGGGUGGCCACAUGCGGGGCUCCGUGAGUCAGACAGGCCGGUCCCGGUCCAGGCCGCGCUGCGUGCAUUGCUUGGAGCCGUGUUCCGGGGCCGCUGGGUACCAGACGCUGAUCUGGGCACUGGAGCCACGUUAGUGAACCAAGCAGGCCUGAGAAUGUGCAGCGGCGGCAGCCAUGACGAGGCCCCCGUCCUGAGCAGCAAGCACCUGGACGUGCCCAGCAUCAUCGUCACCCCCCCGACCCCCACGGGCGCGAUGCUGCCACGGGACUCCAGCCGGACAGUCUGGCUGGAAGAGGCAGGGUCACACCCGGAGGAUGGAGACCUAGACCCUGAAGCCUGAGGAGGGGGCACAGGCCAGAGACCGUCCUCACGGGCUCCUGCUGGCCCCAAGGCCACACGUCCCCAGGGGCGGGGCUGCCGGGACACAUGCUGAGGACCCCGCCAGGAACACGAAGGACUCCGGUGCCCGAUGGGUUGCAGGACGAGCCCUGGCCGCAUCCAGACCAUGUUUCCGGGGCCCCAGCGAGUGGACCGGACCCCUGACGCCCGCGCGUUCUUGCUGCUCCCGGAGCCGCGGGGACGGCCACCGAGGCCUCUUCCCGGACCCCCGCGCCCUCGCUGCGCCCCAGGCCACGCAGCCGGGCACAGAACUUGCAGGAGUGACUCCGUUUUUUAUGCGUUGUUCUACAGCUCUGAGAACAGUCCAGAAAGCGAUUUAUGAGUUCUGUUUUGCAUUAUAAAUAAAGGUCAUCUGUGACGGUCA